This is a messenger RNA of Ochotona princeps (American pika), 1877 nucleotides long. It is a transcript of the gene PGCKA1, whose product is annotated as chromosome 11 C4orf19 homolog. Lineage: Eukaryota; Metazoa; Chordata; Mammalia; Lagomorpha; Ochotonidae. The record is from RefSeq and is a predicted model, not a curated record. The transcript is spliced from 3 exons. Bases 373 to 1311 code for a protein of 312 amino acids.
GAGAGGGCUGGGGUUCCCUGUGACCCCUCCUCUCGGGAAGCUCAUCGCAUACAGAAAGGGGCGUGCUGGAAGGAAAUACAGCAGUCCCCACCCUCUUCUUGAGCGGGUCAUACAACCUUGGCCACUAGAGUCCAGUGUGUCCGAGAGAAGGAAUGUUGCUGGGGGAAGAAAAACAGGAGCGGGAAGGGAGAGAGGGCAGGACCUGGGACCAGGAAGAGGCCGCCGGCACCAUCACGAAGCGCCAGCGAGGCGCAGAAGCAUGGCCCUCAGGUCUGGGACCAGGUCUCUAUCCAAGCCGUGUGCUGCACCCUGAAGGCAGGCAGCGGGAGGAGACUGAACAGGGAACAGCGAUGAUAACAAUCAAUAAUCCAGAUGGGGUGCAAGUGCUGCAAAAUGAUACAAAGCUAUCUCCUGGAUCCUGUUCAAAUGCCCUCCCAUGGCUACGUCAACGAAGUUAGCAGCUGCAAGAUAGAUGAAGACAGCCCUGUGAAAAUAAAAGACAAGCAAGGCAGCAAGGUCCUGGUGCAUACAAAUGACCUGCAGAGUGAGGACUCGCCGCCAGCUGAGAGCCACAGCAGGACAGAGGGCCUCCUGGAACCCGGCUGGCCUACCCAAGGACCGCUCCCCCAGGCGGACCCAGGAGGGGGACUGAAUGCCGAGAAGCCCUGUGGCACGGUCAAUGGCAUUAGCCCAGCUGGGAACCCCGGGGCCCAGCAGGGUGACCGGGGCUCCUGGGCCUGCACUGCACACAACAGUCACCCCAAUCAACCCUUCCUGGAAAGCGGAGACACCAGGAAAGAGGACUGUGUGCCGGCAACCUCGGAGCAGACCCAGGUCAGCCGAACCGGAGACCCCGGAGACCCCGGAGUUGCAUCUCAGGCAGAAAGCCUGUCCCUGGGAGAACAAGGCCACGUCCUCCAGAUGCCACCCCCGGACUACCCGCCGCUUUGCAGUCCCAGUGCAGACGACAUGGACCUUAAAGAUGGGGGUUGUCUUUUCCUGAACCCUACUGAGGAUGAGCCGCUGCAGGGAAGUGGAGUGCGCAGGUGGAAGGGGCUCUUCACCCUGGAGAGAAGCCGGGACUCAUUCAGUGAAGCCGUGGCCGUGGAAAAUCUAAGCAUAUGCCUGCAAGAGGAGGACUCCGUGCUUCCUGUGCCAGCGCCUGACUACGGCAGCGAGCAGGAAGACGCCCGCGGCUCCAUUGCAAACAGGGACUGGGAGAUGCUGGACGAAGACGCAGCAGUGGCAGAAGCCCUGGCUGCUUUAGAAGCUGCCACUGCCGGGGAAGAUGAUGUGGAGGAGGCCAAUUAGGGAAGGGGAGGGGUGUAGGCAAGUCAGCCAGUGUCAUGCCGGGCCCUUGGACAUGCCUCAGCUCCUUAGACACUUGGCGGAUUAUCCUGCCAGCGCGCACUGUUUACAUCCGGUUCUGUUCUGCUUGUCAGGACCUGUACCAUCGCACGUGGUCACUAGGUGGAGCACCACUCUGUCUGCUGGGAGCUGUCCUUCCAGACCCUGGGAUGACCAUCGUGCCCAUAUCUGAGGCGAAGACAGUCAUUCAGCAGCCUGCUCGCCAAGCCUCAAAGCUCUCCAGAAAGGAUGCUCUGAAACCCCUGGUCCUUAUUGCCAAGGGUACACAAUCACAGGGCAUUAUGUCUCACUGUAAAUUCUUGUACCUUGCUUUCCAGAGCCAGACAUUGUCCCCAGCCCAGAACCAUGCCCAUCACCACCCCACCCUCCCACUUAGCUAAGUGCCUCAGGUGAAUCCAGAGCAUGGCUGAACUUCAGGGAAUUAGUAACUGACCACUUGCUAGACAGUGAGUUAAGCUUAGCAGCCUGCAGAAUAGGACAGGAGUUACCAGUAGAAAAAUGGUGACCAA